AAGCAACUCUGGAUCAUUCAACAGCCUUUGAGUGGAGCUUCACUUCACAGAAGCUGCUCUAGUCUAUGCCUACACCCUGUCCUCUAGACUGCCACAAUGGCCAUGCUGCUCCUGCUCAGUAUGCUGAUGGUCCCCUAUGUUGGGGGCCAUGCUCUGGACACACCAAAUCCCCAGGAAUUGCCUCCAGGACUGUCAAAACAUAUCAAUAUCACUUUCUUCAAUGGGGUGUUUAAAAACGUGGAAAGUGUGGCAGAAAUUUUUGACUGCCUAGGCUCCCACUUCACCUGGCUACAGGCUGUCUUCACCAACUUCCCUCUGCUGCUCCAGUUUGUAAACAGUAUGAGGUGUGUGGCUGGCCUCUGCCCCCGAGACUUUGAAGACUACGGUUGUGCUUGCAGGUUUGAGAUGGAAGGGUUGCCUGUGGACGAGUCUGACAGCUGCUGCUUCCAGCAUCGCAGGUGCUAUGAGGAGGCUGUUGAGAUGGACUGUCUCCAAGACCCGGCCAAGCUCAGUGCAGAUGUGGAUUGCAUCAACAAACAGAUCACAUGUGAGUCCGAGGAUCCCUGUGAGCGCCUACUGUGUAUGUGUGACAAGGCUGCUGUGGAGUGCCUGGCUCUGUCUGGCAUCAACUCUUCCCUGAAUUUCCUGGAUGCUUCCUUCUGCCUGGCUCAGACUCCAGAGACAACUAGUGGGAAGGCUGUGACACUGUUGCCUAGAGGGAUUCCUGAAAAGCCCACAGACACCAGUCAGAUAGCCCUGUCAGGAGAAGUGGCUGGUGAGAUGAGAGCAGACACACUAACAACACUCUCCAGGACAAAAUCUGUUCAAGAUCGUCAAGAUAUACCAGCUUCUAGGACCACAACAAGUCCAGGAUCUGCAGAGAUUAUUGCCAUAGCUAAAGGUACAACCCAUGAUUCUGCUAGCAUUAAACCACUGAGGUUGGAAAUAUCUGUUGACAAUGGUUCUCAGGAAACAACUGGAAAAGCCUGUGACAGAUUGGCCUUUCUGCAUGUGGGUGACGGAGACAACAUGAAGGCCAUGCUGCAGCUUGGAGAGAUGCUCUUCUGUCUAACAACCCACUGCCCAGAGGAAUUUGAAUCUUAUGGCUGCUACUGUGGAAGAGAAGGAAGAGGCGAGCCAAGAGACACUCUGGAUAGGUGCUGUUUUUCCCAUCACUGCUGUUUGGAGCAGAUGAGACAGCUGGGCUGCCUCCAUGGAAGGCGUUCUCGGUCAUCUGUGGUAUGUGAAGACCACACACCCAAAUGUGUGGGGCAGAGCCUGUGUGAGAAGCUACUAUGUGCCUGUGACCAGAUGGCAGCUGAGUGCAUGGCCUCUGCCUUUUUUAAUCAAAGCCUCAAGUCACCAGACCCACCUGAGUGCCAAGGCGAGCCUGUGUCCUGUGAGGAUGGCAUGCUCAGGGGAACCUUGGCCUCUCCAGAGGACUCCAGUUCUGAGGAAAAUAGCGAGGAAGCUGCACCUCAGAUGGAACGCCUAAGAAGCAGAUUUCUGGAAAAGUCCCCUGGUCCCUUGAGGGCCAGGUCCCUUGAUGGAAGAUAAGGUGCUACAUGCCAGUAGUUCUGAGCUGCCUGAGCUCUUUGGCCCUCAGUCCUCUGUCCAUAGGAGCCAUAGCAGGAUCUCCAAAGGAGCAGGGACAGUCACCUUGUUACCCAUGAGCCUCCUGAAACUUGUCAGCACACAGAUGUGUGUCUGGAGAAUGAAUGCAGAUGACAGCACUUCUCUUCUUCCUGUAGUUCAUUAUGGAGGCUCAAUAAAUUCUCCAUGCCACAU
Messenger RNA from Grammomys surdaster, 1788 nucleotides. It is a transcript of the gene Oc90, whose product is annotated as otoconin 90. NCBI's taxonomy places the organism in Eukaryota, Metazoa, Chordata, Mammalia, Rodentia, Muridae. Gene Ontology annotation, biological process: lipid catabolic process; phospholipid metabolic process; arachidonate secretion. The record is from RefSeq and is a predicted model, not a curated record. The coding region runs from base 97 to 1557 and encodes 486 amino acids. The transcript is spliced from 15 exons. Gene Ontology annotation, cellular component: extracellular matrix. Gene Ontology annotation, molecular function: phospholipid binding; calcium ion binding.